Suillus bovinus is the source of this 771-nucleotide messenger RNA. RefSeq lists its product as uncharacterized. The record is from RefSeq and is a predicted model, not a curated record. Lineage: Eukaryota; Fungi; Basidiomycota; Agaricomycetes; Boletales; Suillaceae. The transcript has a single exon. Bases 1 to 771 code for a protein of 256 amino acids.
AUGCAUGAAUUUUUGAAAACAGAGGAGUUUCGAGAUCACAUACGGGCAUACAUCAAACAGAACAUUCGAGCGCAUGUUGAUGGUCUUGAUGAAGAAACAGUGCGCACCACACCACAUGAAUCCAAAUUGGGAUACUCCUGUCCGCCCAAUCCUGAUGGCGCAGAUUGGGAAGCCGAAUGUGCUGACAAGGAGCGGCGAGUUGUUCGGUCACAACAAGUUCAUACAUGCACUAAAUCAACUUGCCUCCAUUACAACAAACAUGGAAGGCUUGUAUGCAAAAGACGUGCACCAUGGGAGCUAUCAGACACUGAAUAUAUUGACGAGAACAGGAACUGGAAGCCAAAACGCACACAUCCCUACAUCAAUAACUAUUGCCCAGCGAUAUCAGUUUCAUUGUGUUGCAAUAAUGAUAUCAAAUUGCUCACAAAUGGAGUUGACAUGAAACACGCAUCAUGGUAUUUGACGGACUAUCAAACCAAAAAGCAAAACAAAAAUAACAACGUGUCAGCGCUGAUGGCACAGUCCCUCAUGUAUCACGAACAGCACUCCGAUCAUCUAGAGAGUGUACUGGAUCGUAAUCGACUCCUAUUAUUUCGUUGCCAACAUGCUCUCAACCACGAAAUGGAGUUGUCUGGUCAACAAGUAAUGGCAUAUUUGAUGGGAUGGGGUGAUCAUAUAUGUUCUCAUCGUUACGUGUCGCUUUACUGGUCAGGUCUGAGAAGAAGUUUGUUGGCAACUUUUCCUGGCCUACAGUCAAAGAAAUUCUGGUAA